Messenger RNA from Daktulosphaira vitifoliae (grape phylloxera), 1404 nucleotides. Its product is annotated as signal peptide, CUB and EGF-like domain-containing protein 2. The coding region runs from base 92 to 1192 and encodes 366 amino acids. Gene Ontology annotation, molecular function: calcium ion binding. The transcript is spliced from 5 exons. The record is from RefSeq and is a predicted model, not a curated record. Lineage: Eukaryota; Metazoa; Arthropoda; Insecta; Hemiptera; Phylloxeridae.
UACAUCUUCACCCUCGGCAGUAAGAUGUAUUUUUAAUCAUAUCCAACUCUACGAUAAAAUUAAUAAUCAAUAAAUAACUUAAGUAAUUAUAAUGAAUUUAAUUAAAAAAACAUAUAUAUUUGGAUUAAUAUUAAUUAUAACCUUAGGCACUUUUACAGCUUCAAUUAGCAUUAACGACACUACAUAUUUUCAAACAAGACAACUUAGCGGGCAACAAUAUGGACUCGAGUAUAACUUACAAAAUUAUACACGUAUGAGACAUUCUGGUAGUCGUUCAAAACCAUUAUUUGACUGGACGAUUCCUACUGUAGAAACUACUACUAGCCGUGAAGAAAAAAAAACCGCUCAAGUCAUUAUUUCAAAAUUAGAUGAGGAUGAACGAGUAAAAAAUAACGUGUGGUGGCCAUGGAAAAAUUAUAAUGAUUGGCUAAAUAGUAAAGGGUUAAAAGUAGAGCCGAAGAAGAAGGAACACAAAAAGAGAAAAAAUAAGAAGCGAAAAAAAAACAAAAAGAAUGGAAGUAAAAAAAUAAAUUACAAUGCAGAAAAAAAUCAAAUGAAAUCACUUGAAAAUAAAAAUAUACCAAUAAUUAAUAGAGAAGAUAAUGAAAUCUUAAAAAAAGGUUCAAUUCCUGAUAUACGAUACAAAUCAUCUCUCAUCGAUGUGGUUUUUAAAAAUGCUUCAUUGGUCCCAUCACUAGUAAAGUAUAGUUCAAGAAAUUUUACUUAUGAUGUAAAUGAAUGUUUGAAGAACAACGGAGGUUGUGAAGGUUUGUGUAUAAAUACUCCAGGUUCAUAUCGCUGUCAUUGUCCAUCGGGCUUUCUAGUUGCUGAUACACAGUGUUUGGAUGUUGACGAGUGCGUACUACGCAACGGCCACGGACCAUGUCAAGGUACAUGUAUUAAUACAUGGGGGGGGUAUAAAUGUUCAUGUGACGAUAUUCCGGGUACCAAAUUAGCCGAAGACAAACAUUCUUGUGACGACGUAGACGAAUGUCGGGAAGGUACCUCUGGUUGUUCUCACGACUGCAUUAACACGGUCGGUUCAGCCUUUUGUGUAUGUCCAGAUGGUCUGGAGCUGGAUUUAGACUGGAAAACUUGCAAAGAUAUCAAUGAAUGUUCCGAUCCAGAACUUGAACAAGAAAAGUGUAAUGGAAAAUGUGUCAAUACUUUCGGUUCAUACAAAUGCUUGUGAUAUUAGAAAUUACUUUUUUUUUUUUUUGUAUAAUCGUUAACAAUUUUCCUUUAAAUUAACCACUAGUCACAUUUGACCUUUAAUGUAUAAUUUAGUGAUUAAUUAACUUAUAAGUGUUGAAUAAAUUUAAUCAUUAACUAAUAAUAUAUACAAGAAGAAUUAUUAUUAGUUUGGAAAUGUAUAAAACAUUUUUACUUUCGAUAAUUAAAUAA